This is a messenger RNA of Prunus dulcis (almond), 1098 nucleotides long. RefSeq names its product receptor-like protein EIX2. The record is from RefSeq and is a predicted model, not a curated record. Gene Ontology annotation, molecular function: protein binding. The coding region runs from base 1 to 1098 and encodes 365 amino acids. The transcript has 2 exons. Lineage: Eukaryota; Viridiplantae; Streptophyta; Magnoliopsida; Rosales; Rosaceae.
AUGAAUUCUUCUAACACUUUUGUUCAUGUCGAUCUCUCCAGAAACAAUCCCAACUCUUCAAUCUUUCAAUGGUUGUCCGGUACUCAUACCAACCUUGUUGAUCUUGAUCUAUCUCGGAACAAUUUCAAUGGUUCCUUAAUUCCUGAUGAUUUCAGAAACAUGAGCUCUCUUGCAUAUCUUACUCUCUCUGUUAGCAGACUUACAGGAGGGAUCCCAAAUUCGUUUGCCAAGUUAUGUAGGUUGCGAGAGUUGCACCUUGGGAAUAAUAGCCUUAGUGGACAACUUUCAGACAUUAUUGUCAUAUUGUCUAUAUGCGCUCAAAACACAAUAGAGUAUUUGGAUAUCUCUGAUAAUCAUGGCAUCAUGGGUUCAGUGCCUGAAAAUAUUGGACAGAUGUCCAAGUUGGAGGGUAUUGAUUUUAGUGGGAAUUCUUUGGAAGGGGUUUAUGAUGAUGAAGCAUCUUUAAUAUGGAAAGGAUUGAGAGCUGAAUUUAAAAGUAAUCUAGGACUUCUAAAGACUAUUGAUCUCUCAAGCAAUAAGUUGAUUGGGGAGAUUCCUAGUGAAAUCACUUAUCUUCUUGGUUUGAUUUUCUUAAACCUGUCAAGAAACCAAUUAACAGGUCAAAUACCUUCAAGGAUUGGAAAUUGGCAAGAGUUAGAGUCUCUUGAUUUAUCAAGAAACCAGAUAAAUGGCAUAAUUCCAACAAGUCUUUCUCGGAUAGCUAGUCUUGGUAAGUUGGACUUGUCACAAAACAACUUGUUUGGAAAAAUUCCAAUAGGCACUCAGCUCCAAAGCUUUGAUUAUGCUUAUGGUGGAAAUCCUCUGCUUUUUGGAGCACCACUCCCAAAGACAUGCUCUGAGGAGGAAAAAGGUCCAGGACAACCUGUGUUGGUGAACCAAGACAGCCAAGAUGGGCUCAUAACACAAGGAUAUUACAUGAGCAUGGGGCUUGGGUUUGCUGUUGGAUUUUGGGGAGUUUGUGGCACUCUUCUACUCAACUUGUCAUGCAAAUACACAUACUUCAAUUUCUUGACCUUUUUGAACGAUUGGCUGCAUGUGAAGGCAGCAAUCAUCAGGCAAAGGAUGCUUAAUAGAUAA